GCCGCCCCUCGCCCCCUCUCCUCUGUCCAUUUCCACCGAAACCCUAACCCUAGAUCCAACCCCUCUCCCUCGAUAAUCGAUUGCGUGGGGGACAAUGAAGUUCAAGUUUGAGGGAGGACGGACUCUGUUUAGUCGGUGAUUGUUAGAGAUAGGGGUCAAUAGUUGAUGUAGCCUCGAAUUCAGUAACAACUUGAGAGGACUUGGAUUCAUGAAGAAGAUGAAAAGAAUGGUGCUGUCGGCAACAAUUUACUGGAUAUGGAAGGAGAGGAACACAAGAAUAUUUCAGGAAAAAUGCCGAAGACCUGAUCAACUUGUGAGGGAGGUGAAGCUUUCAGUCAUGAUGAAAGUCUUAAAUGAAGAUAUUCCAGAGCACUUGAGAGGGAAAAUUGAAAAGUUGCCGGAUGCACCAUCGUUUGGUUUAGCUCAUACCUACCAGGUUAUAAGAGUGUUGAAGAGGCAGAAUGUUGUAGGGCAUAUGAUUCUACUACUGAGGCAUACACUUCAUUUUUUAACCACACGAAGCCAGCAGAGGAGGGGGAGAACCAGUAUAGAUUGAACGGACAAGCAAAAGAAUUCAAGCAGCUGAACAUUCAUGUUUGGGAAGCCUUUGAGAAGGGGCAUGACAAAACAAGCAGGCGAGUAGAGGAUAGAAGAAUGUAAAUAGAUUAUAAGUAUAUCUCCUUUCGUUCCAAUUGUAAAUAAGUAUAUAAAUAGAAAAUUAGUUAUUAUCUAUGUAAAUAAUUUCUGUAUCGCUCUAGUAUUUUGGUGAAUGUAUUAUUUAAAUAUAAUUAGAUUUAAUAUUGGAAUAUAAAUAGAUUGUGUUGGAUA
This is a messenger RNA of Asparagus officinalis (garden asparagus), 828 nucleotides long. RefSeq lists its product as uncharacterized. The record is from RefSeq and is a predicted model, not a curated record. The transcript is spliced from 7 exons. Bases 209 to 556 code for a protein of 115 amino acids. Lineage: Eukaryota; Viridiplantae; Streptophyta; Magnoliopsida; Asparagales; Asparagaceae.